Messenger RNA from Podarcis muralis (Common wall lizard), 2549 nucleotides. It is a transcript of the gene EGFL6, whose product is annotated as EGF like domain multiple 6. Gene Ontology annotation, cellular component: membrane. Gene Ontology annotation, molecular function: calcium ion binding. NCBI's taxonomy places the organism in Eukaryota, Metazoa, Chordata, Lepidosauria, Squamata, Lacertidae. The record is from RefSeq and is a predicted model, not a curated record.
CUUUGAGCAACGUGGGGGUCUGCCGGGGCGGAUCUCCCAUGCAAAUCUCCGACCCGCCCCCAGGCCGAGGCAUGCAGACCCCGGAGAGGCAAAGCUCAGACCCCAGCGUGGUUUUUCCCGUCUGGAUCUAGCGCGGGCUCCUCGGUCCUGCGGCUUUGCGCACUUGCUCUACCCAACUGCCUCCUGUUGCUGCCUCAGUUUCCUCAGGCAUGGUGCUGCUCGCCUGGAAUACUUUUCUAAUUCUUUCCUGGCUGCCCCUUGUCGCAGGUGGAUUCCCCGAAAAUGUCAGCUCACGAGGUCGUAGGCAGCUCCUAACCAUGAAUCAACCUGGAGUCUGCCGCUAUGGCUCUAAGCUUGACUGCUGCUAUGGCUGGAAAAGGAAUAGCAAAGGGCACUGUGAAGCUACUUGUGAACACGGGUGCAAAUAUGGUGAAUGUAUGAUGCCAAACAAAUGUAAAUGCUUUCCUGGAUUCACAGGCAAAUCCUGCAGCCAAGAUAUCAACGAAUGCGGAUUGAAGCCACGUCCUUGUGAGCACAGAUGUAUGAACAUGCAUGGCAGCUACAAGUGCUAUUGUCUCAAUGGGUACAUGCUCAUGCCCGACGGAGCCUGCGCAAAUUCCAGGAGCUGCGCCAUGGUGAAUUGUCAAUACGGCUGUGAAGAAGUGAAAGAUGACGUGCGAUGCUUGUGUCCAUCGAACGGACUUCAGUUAGCGUCAAAUGGAAAAACAUGCAUAGAUAUUAAUGAGUGCUCCAGUGGGAAAGCUGUUUGCUCUUUCAACCGCAGAUGUGUCAACACAUUUGGAAGUUACUAUUGCAAGUGUCAAAUUGGAUACGAGCUGAAAUAUGUGAGUGGCCGAUAUGACUGUGUAGAUAUAAAUGAAUGUACUACAACUAUACCUAAGUGUAACAUCCAUGCAGAGUGCCUUAAUACUCAAGGAUCCUUCAAGUGCAAAUGUAAACCAGGCUACAGAGGCAAUGGAUAUGAAUGCUCUGUUAUUCAUGAAAACUAUGUGAAAGACAUUCCCAGAAUCUCUGGAGUUGCCAAAGAGAAGCUCAAGAAGCUGCUUGUGCACAAAAACAGUGUGAAAAAGCAUGGGGACAUAAAAAAUGUGAUCCCAGAACCGCCUGUGACCCCAGCUUCUAAAGUUCACAUAAGACCGUUAGACUACGAAGACGGUGUGCACACAGAAGGUGCCUAUGGUGAACAGGGGGAAAGUACUGAAGAUGUCAGAAGAGAAGGGAAAAUAGAAGAGGAAGAGGAAGUUGAGAAAGGAGGAGAAAGGGAAGACCUUGAAAACCAAACUGGUCAUGAGAAGAAACUUCGAGGAGAUGUAUUUUCUAAAGAAGCUGCUGCGUUUGGGCCUCUCCCAGCACAAAGGAAACUUCCAGUACAAAGAGCAGAGCUGGAAGUGGACUGCAGCUUUGGGCAAGGGUCUUGUGCCUGGCAGCAAGAUAUAAAUGAUGACUUUGACUGGAAUCCUGCAGAUCAUGAUAAUGGUGAUGGAUAUUACAUGAUGGUGCCGGGGUUCGUGGGUCACAAGAAGGAUGUUGGUCGUUUGAAACUUCUUCUCACUGAUCUUGAGCCAAAAAGCAUAUAUUGUCUGAUUUUUAGUUACCGACUUGCAGGAGAAAGAGUAGGGAAACUACAUGUGAUCCUAGGCAGCAGCGGUGGCAGCAGCAGUCCUUCCUGGUCACAGAGUGUGGGAGAUGAUGAGCAGUGGAGGACUGGACAAAUGGAAGUCCACACAGGGGCUGAAACAACGAUGAAUAUCGCUUUUGAGGCAGAACGUGGAAAAGGUAAAACUGGAGAAAUUGGAGUGGACAAUGUUACACUGUUUUCUGGUCUGUGUCCUGAAGACCAUUUGACAUUGGAUAUCUGAGCGUACUAUUUUAAAUACUAUUAUAUUAUUUGUUGUACCGGUCCAGAAUUUUGUAUCGUUGUGAGCUAGAUAAAGUGCAAAUCUGGAAACCAAACUUCAAUGCAGACAGAUAAACCGACAGGUAAAAAAAUGUCUCCAGUUAGAUACUACAUUUGUAUAUAAAAUAUACUAAACUUUGGUUUUUGUGUAGCUCUACUGUAUUAUAUCAGUUGUGGUCAGGGUCUUAUAUAAUGUGAAAAUAUUUUGCCUAGAUUUCCUGCAAAAAAAAAAAAAAGUGUUUUACAUAUAAUUUCUUUGAAAGAAAAUGCCUAUUGUCGUAUAUUCCCCAAGUUCUCCUACAGGAAUGUGAAACAGGAUCUUCAAAAGGAUAUGUCAUUUCUUGUAACACUUCGGACUCCUACAGUUUGCUACAGCUCUGUGGGUACCCUGGUGUACGCCUGGUGGUUGCUGCAGUAAAUAAGUAAAGCAUUAAAGAGAGAUACAUGUCUCCAAAGACACAUGGAUGUGUUGGCCAGACAGUUACCUGAUCAGUAUCUGCCCACCACACUUUCAAUGUUAACUGACGCAAACACCAAUAAUAUUUGUCUGGACUCUGGAAUCAUUUUUCUGCCUAAAUAUUACAACUGUUUGAAUUUAUUUUUUUCCUAAAAUAGAAAGUCAGCUUCUCUA